Molecule: messenger RNA, 2881 nt
Organism: Myxocyprinus asiaticus (Chinese sucker)
Lineage: Eukaryota; Metazoa; Chordata; Actinopteri; Cypriniformes; Catostomidae
Product: ras-related protein R-Ras-like
Exons: 7
Coding region: 271-861 (196 amino acids)
Biological process (GO): signal transduction
Cellular component (GO): plasma membrane
Molecular function (GO): GTP binding; GDP binding; GTPase activity
Source: RefSeq, a predicted model, not a curated record
AAAAAAGUGCCCCUGCUCAUUAAAAAAAAAAAGCCGUCAGAAGCAAGAGUCCAGAAAUCACCAAGAAGAAUCCAGCGAGAAUCUGCUUUUUAUCUCCAUGAGCAAAUAUGGUUUUUAUCACGUGUACAUCGGCGGAAUUUGUAGGAUAAAUCUUCCGGAUUUAGCCCAUUAAAGUUGUCAGUGUGGCAGUGAAGUUGUUUGACUUUAGAGUCUCAAAUUUGGCACGAGCAGGCUAAUUUACUCAAGGCGGCUGCGGAAGAAAGUAGGAACAUGUCAACGGAGGAAAGAUACAAGUUGGUGGUCGUGGGCGGUGGAGGUGUGGGGAAAAGCGCACUUACUAUCCAGUUCAUUCAGUCUUAUUUUGUGUCUGAUUACGACCCAACCAUUGAAGACUCGUACACUAAAAUCUGCACCGUGGAUGGGAAGGAGACACGAUUAGAUAUCCUUGACACAGCAGGACAAGAAGAGUUUGGAGCAAUGAGAGAGCAGUACAUGCGCUCUGGAGAGGGAUUCUUACUGGUGUUUGCUCUAAAUGACAGUGGCAGUUAUAAUGAAAUUCAGAAAUUUCACACUCAGAUUUUGCGGGUGAAAGAUCGAGAUGACUUUCCCAUGGUCCUUGUUGGCAACAAAUCAGAUCUUGACCAGCAGAGAGUGAUCUCAAGAGAGGAAGCCCUGGGGUUUGCCCGAGAAAAUAGGAUCCACUAUAUGGAGUCGUCAGCUAAGAACCGCCACAAUGUAGAUGAAGCCUUUAUGGAGGUUGUGCGAGCAAUAAGGAAGUUUCAGGAAACAGAGAGUCCACCGCUCCCUUCUAAUCACGCUGGGAAGCAGAAGAGUGGUGGCUGUCCCUGCACCCUUCUCUGAUGGCCCUCUGCACUGUUGCCUAGGAGACUGAAGUCCUCACUCUCACACCUGGUGCCUUAUAUGUCUACACUGCACGUGUGUGUGUGCGCGUGUGUGUGCACGUGUGUGUGCGUGGCUGUAUGCAUCAAUGUUUUAGUGGCUUUUACAGUAUGUGUGUAAUAUGAAUGGGUUCCCAAGGAGGAACUGAAUCUAAUGCAAGAGAACCGUGAAUCAGUUGGAAAGGGUGACCUUUAGAUCUUGUUUCAUCCACACAUUUUAUUAUGUGCCUUGUAGAAUUAUAUCUCUUUUGAUUUCAGAUUCAAGCACAGUAUUUUCAUCAAAGUAUAAGGUUGCAGAUUGAUUGUGUGUUGAGAGAGAUAUUUUUUUUUUAAAUUCACCACAGAGGUAGGAGCAGGGAAUAGCAACAAUAUAUGUUUAAACAACCCACAUGAGCGAUCACAUGCUGUUGACUAAGCUUUUUGAUGGUUCUAGUGUUGCUUGUAUGUCAUCUUAAGUAUUGGUUAUUGACUCAAAGACAGAGAAUAGUUUAUUAGCUUAGACUCCUGUUUAGUAUGUCCCUUCUCUGGGGAUUCAUUUAGUCAGUGAGACUGCACUGAAAUGGCUGCUCUACUGUACACCUUGUUUUUCCUCUCUCUUUUACCAUCAAUGGCAACAAUAGUAUUGAACCAGCUUCUUUUAUGUAUCUCAUCCUGAUUAAGCAAUGUUGGACACUGUAGGGAUGACUAAGAUGUUUUAACAUGUGGUUUUAAUAAUUAGUGUUUUUUCCUUGUUUUAAAAAAGAUAGUGGGAAGACGGUGGUGUUAAAACAAUGGGCCCAGUAUCUGUGUAAUGCUUGUAUGCAUAUAAACCAAAGGCUAUACUGUAUAUGUUUGCACACCUUUGUCCUCAUGAAUAGUUAUCUAAUGUAGUUUAACACUAAAUGGACAGGUUCUGUGGUUUCGGGGGAGUUGGGGGGGGGGGUGGCAUUUUGAUGUCUUUUUGAAGGUACUUCUCAUUGUGUGUAUGCAGAAUACGGCGGUCUGUCUCCAGAGUCACAUGCUAUUGUUGGACAUGAUGUACUUUACUUGAUUUUUGCACCUUUUAUUAGUAGUCAGUGAUGAAAAAGCGAUACACAAAGAAUUGCCAAAUGAAUUUACUAACAAAAUAUAGUAUUUUGAGGGAAAAAGUCACUCUGUCUAUACAAAAUACAUAGCCAAAAUGGCAUAGUUUAGGGUGAAGAAAAACCAGACAAGGUGCUUUUGCCUGAGUCAAACUAUAUAGUUCUUACACAAGGGAGCGCUACACACACUUACACAGACUUUAAUCAAGGGAAAUUUUUUUUUAUUUUUAUUUUUUUUUACUGAGACUAAUUGUCUUUUAGCUUGGGUUUGUCAACUGCAAAUAAAGAACAAAGCACUAUUUCAUUUUGAAAUGUUGAGAGAAAAAUACAACAUUGUAAUAUUAUUCUCAUUCAUGUAUUUUCAAUAUCAUUCGAUGUCUUAAGUCUGAUCAUUUCAAUCUUUUUAUUUUAAGCCUUUUUCCUUGAUGGCUAUGAGAUAUCAAACACCAUUUAUUUUUAAUAAUAAAAGUUGCAAUUUUGUAUCUAAAUCUAACAAUAGUCUUUUGUACACAAUUAAAAUAUGUACUUAAACGGUGCCAUUUGAGAGUCUUGAUUUAUGGGUGAAAAUGUUUUGGUGUUUCAUUUUGAUAUUGUACGGGAUUCACAGUCUUAACACAAUGUGAAUGUGUAAAUCAAUGGACUCUUGAUAAACUAAUGCAUGACAGACAGUAACGCUUUAAACAGGCUUUGUAUAAUUUACUAAUGAUAAAACUUUACAUAUUAUUUUGUUUUAAAUAUAAAGUGAUUCAGGUAAAUCUUCUCAGUCUCACAUGUGAGGUAUGAUUUCACUUUUUCACCAGAAAAUCACAGGGAACAAUAUUAGUAUUUCAUAAUACAGGUGCAUCUCAAUAAAUUAGAAUGUUGUGGAAAAGUUCAUUUAUUUCAGUAAUUCAACUCAAAUUGUGAAACUCGUGUAUUAAA